Messenger RNA from Spirodela intermedia, 1257 nucleotides. Lineage: Eukaryota; Viridiplantae; Streptophyta; Magnoliopsida; Alismatales; Araceae. The record is from the annotation of a GenBank genome assembly.
AUGGGGCUCGCUCUGGCGCAGGCGGCGCUGGAUUUCCGGCGGAGGCGGUGGAGGUGGCUGAUCCUCGCCGCCGCCGCCGGAGCGUCCGGAUAUUGCGCGUACCACGUCUACAGCCUCCCUGCUCUGGUGGAGAAGAGGCGGCGGAUGGCGAAGUUGCUGGGGGCGUUCUCGUCCUUGGCGAAGGCUGUCUCCGCCUCGGCGGAGACAGUCGCCAUUGUCUCCGAGGACCUGAACGGUUUUCUCCGCAGUGAUUCCGAUGAGGUUCCAUCCACUGUCAGGCAAAUCUCCAAGAUCGCCCGAUCAGACGAGGUCGCCGCCUCCGUGUCGAGGAUUUCUGAGGCUCUGACUGUGGGAUUGAUCAGGGGGCACGCCGCUGCCGAGUCCAGAUCAGGGAAGGCGGUGGAGUCGAGCUUCCCCGAGCGCAUACUUGACAAGCUUUUCUCCACGGCGGGAUCCGGCUUCGCCUCGGUGGUGGUCGGGAGCUUCGCACGGAACAUGGUGAUGGCCUUCUACUCCCCGCAGAACCAGGCCUCGACGGCGACGGCGUCCAUCGUACCGGAGUGGGUGAAUCUGAUCUACGGCGACGAGUUCCAGCAGCUGAUCGGCAACUGCAUCCAGCUCUUUGUGAGCACCGCCGUCGCAGUUUACCUGGAUAAGACGAUCCACAUCAACACCUACGACGAGCUGUUCUCCGGUCUCACCAGACCGGAGCACGAGGCCAAGGUCAGGGACCUGCUGAUCUCCGUCUGUAAUGGCGCCAUAGAGACCCUCGUCAAGACCUCCCAUCAAGUGAUGAGCGGCAGCAGUCCAGGUCCGGCUUCAAGCUCAUGGACUGACAGAGAAGAAGACACGGAAGCAGAGGUGGAGACGCCACCCAUGAUGCACAUCAGGCGUAGAUCCUUUGACCUCAGCGUCAAGGACGGCGGCCAUGGCUGGGUAGAGAAGGUAUCCUCCACCCUAUCCAUCCCCAGCAACCGGAGCUUGGUCCUCGAUUUGACGGGGAGGGUUACCUCCGAGACGGUGAGGUCCUCCCUCGACUUCAUCCUGCGCAAGCUGCUCGAUGCAGCUAACCAUGGCGCGAAGAUCGUCCGAGGGGAGAUCGUCGAGAAAGGACUGGAUGCGAUGAGGUACGUCCUCGCCAAAUCCAUGAUUAUCUUCGCUCUAUGCCUUGCCCUGUGCCUCCACUUGUUCUCCGGGACGGGCUUCCUGGUUCCGACUACCAGUCUUGAUCUUUCCCAAACUAGUAAUCCUCUCUGA